ACUUUUUACUGAAUAUAUCUUUUUUUUUCUUCAGAGCGCGAAAUUGAACCAGCUCAUGUAGUUCUAUUGGCCGACAGAGAAAAUUGGGAUGCAGCUGAUGUGGAAAACCACGAAUAUCUAAAUGUACCAAGCAAAAAAUUGAUUCUAGUCUUCACUAAUACUCCAAAUUGCUAUGAUCAGCCAAACUGUACAAAAGAAGUACAUAAGAUGCAAGAAGAAAGUUUACGAAAUAAUAAAACUGAUAUUCCAUAUAAUUUCCUCCUCGCUGAAGAUACCAGAAUUUACGAAGGUAGAGGAUGGAAAUAUGCCCCAGAUAUAUCGCCUUACAGUGAUAACUCAACUCUGGCUUUUGCCUUUUUGGGUAUCCCUGGCAAAACAGAUGUGUCUGCCCUUGAAGAACAGCUUUUCGUUUUGAUAAACCUUUCGAUCUCACAUCACAAACUCAAACGCUGCUUUCGGGUCCUGACCAGGCCUGAAGAAAGUCCGCAUCUUAAAGAAAUUACUGAUCGUAUUCAGUCUACAUUCUGGAAUACUAAGUGUCGAUGACUGAUUUUUUUUUAUUUUUUAGAGUAUUUUUUAUCAAUAUUGUGUCAUGACUUUUACAAAUUGUAUUUUUUUACAUUCUUAAUGACGAAAUAUAUGUAUUUUUAAUUA
Messenger RNA from Harmonia axyridis, 654 nucleotides. RefSeq names its product peptidoglycan-recognition protein 1-like. Gene Ontology annotation, molecular function: N-acetylmuramoyl-L-alanine amidase activity. Gene Ontology annotation, biological process: peptidoglycan catabolic process. The record is from RefSeq and is a predicted model, not a curated record. The transcript has 2 exons. Bases 208 to 546 code for a protein of 112 amino acids. NCBI's taxonomy places the organism in Eukaryota, Metazoa, Arthropoda, Insecta, Coleoptera, Coccinellidae.